AUGGUCAUGGACGUCGCUCGUACGUCCAUGAUACAUGCAGCUGCACCCCAUUUUCUAUGGCCGUUCGUGGUUCAGUACGCGGCGCAUCAGCUCAACCUCCAGCCUUGGGUCUCCAUGCAAGAGACCACACCUACUGUGUGGUGGACGGGGAAGGUUGGCGAUGCGUCUGCGUUCCGUGUCUGGGGAUCUCGAGCUUUCGUUCGCAACUUGUUUGCGGACAAGCUAUCCUCCCGUGCUGUUCCCUGCGUCUUCCUUGGCUUCCCCCCUAACGCGCCUGGUUGGCAGUUCUACCACCCCACCUCGCGCCGUGUUCUGUCCUCUCAAGAGGUCACGUUUGACGAGUCGGUUCCUUACUAUCGUGUGUCCCAGGUAGACGCAGUCGAGCCUGUCGAGGUAGCUGUUGACUCUGGUGCUGCUAGGAGUGCUGAGCCUGCGGGUGUCGGGUCUGGGUGUGCUGAGCCUGGGGGUGCGGAGCCUGCGGGUGCUCAGCUUGGGGUUGCUGAGUCUGGGGGUGCGGAGCCUAAGGGCGCUGAGCCUGUGCGUGUGGAGUCUGGAGUUGCUGAGCCUAGCGGUCCUUCGGGUGCUUCGUCCAGUCAGGAGCCACUCUCUCCAAAACACGAGUGGUUUGCUCGGUGUUGGAGCCAUGCUGCUGGAGCUGGUGGUGCUACGGGCGCUGGAGGUCCUGCUCCUGCUGGAGGUCCUGCUGCUGCUGGAGCUGCUGGGGGUUCUGCAGCCACGAGUCCCGGAGGUGCUCGUACUGGAGGUACUGGAGCUGCUAGGCCUGGUGGUGCUCCUGGAGCUGGAGCUGCUGGCGGUGCUGGAGCUGGUGGUGCUACUGGAGCUGGAGCUGUAGGAGCUGCUCGAUCUUCCAGUGGUCCUGCUGGAGCUGGAGCUGCUGGAGGUGCUAGAGCUGGAGGUGCUGCUGGAGAUGGUGCUCCUGUGGGUGCUAGAGUUGGAGCUACAGGAGCAGCUGGAGGUGCUGCUGGAGCUGGUGGUGCUGCUGGAGUUGGAGCUACCGCUAGGGGUGCUGAGUGUCCACCACUUGUCCAGUCGCAGUUACACUUGCAGCCCGCCUUCCCACUUCCUGCUCCUACUCCUUGCAUUGGUCCGACUGGAGGUCUUGCUGAGCGUCGUGAGUCUGCGUCUUGUCCUGCGUCGCCUGUUCAUGCUGCUAGCACUAGUCGUCGUGGUUUGCGUCAGCGUCCUCCUCCUGUCCCUGGCACGCACCGGAUGGCUCUGCGCCCUUCCACUGCUCCACAGCGUGUCCCUCUGCCGUCUCCUCCUGCGUCCUAUCUUCCUGCCCUUUCUGACCCGGAGUCUGACUCCCUUUGUGCUGCUAGUCCUACUGUCACGCGUCUCUUGGCCACUGUUGUCACUGACCCUUCCUUUGAGUCCACUGCUGCGUCUGCUUUAGUUGCUGAGCUUGUCAACUUUGCUGCUCACUGUCGUCUAGACUACACCGCGAAUGUUGUUGCUGAGUCUGAGUCUAUCUCUCCUCCGUCCGUCGGGGGUGAGUGUGCUCUUAGCACGGACGUCCUUGAGGACAGGCAGGAGGAAUUUGAGUGCUUUGCAGCCGUUGUACCUCAUCUCGUGUCCAUGCUGAUUGCACCUGAGGGAGACCCAGAUGCACCUGACAUCCCGACCCCGCGCUCUUACGUAGAGGCGAUAGAGGGUCCCUACUCCUCUCAGUGGCAGUCAGCCAUGGAUGCAGAGAUGGCAUCGUGGAAGUCCACAGGCACCUACGUCGACGAGGUUUCCCUUCCUGGGGCGAACAUCGUCAGUGGCAUGUGGAUUUUCAAGGUGAAGCAGCCGCCGGGUUCUCCGCCUGUCUUCAAGGCGCGUUACGUUGCUCGAGGCUUCAGUUAG
Closterium sp. NIES-65 is the source of this 1866-nucleotide messenger RNA. The record is from the annotation of a GenBank genome assembly. NCBI's taxonomy places the organism in Eukaryota, Viridiplantae, Streptophyta, Zygnematophyceae, Desmidiales, Closteriaceae.